Labeo rohita (rohu) is the source of this 5085-nucleotide messenger RNA. Its product is annotated as NACHT, LRR and PYD domains-containing protein 3-like. The transcript is spliced from 12 exons. The record is from RefSeq and is a predicted model, not a curated record. The coding region runs from base 206 to 3337 and encodes 1043 amino acids. Gene Ontology annotation, molecular function: protein binding. Lineage: Eukaryota; Metazoa; Chordata; Actinopteri; Cypriniformes; Cyprinidae.
CGCUCGCGUCACAAGUAGAGAGUGAAAGUGAAUGUUCAGGUGUUGCGCCAUGUAGCUUAUAAAUUGGUAGUUUUUAAGUGUUUAAUGGGGACCAUUAUUAUGAAUUUACCUGUGGCUACUUGACAAAAAAAGUUGGAGGAUUUGUGUUAAUCUAUAUGUAAAUGCUGGUAAAGAGUCAGUGGUGAAGAUCAGAUUCUGGUUCAUCAUGGAUGAUACACAAACAUCCAGAGAUGAAGAUUCUUCUCCAGGAUGCAGUUUCGUUCAUCAGAAGAGAUCAGAACCAGAGCCCAGCUGUGUGUCUAUGAGGAGUGACGGGUCUAUACAUAAUAUAAUAGAUUUUAAAAGCGGAGAGACACAGACUGAUCACAGUUUAGUUCAUCAGAAGAGAUCAGAACCAGAGCCCAGCUGUGUGUCUAUGAGGAGUGACGGGUCUAUACAUAAUAUAAUAGAUUUUAAAAGUGGAGAUACACAGACUGAUCUCAGUUUAGUGCAUCAGAAAAAAAGAUCAGAAGCAGAGCCCAGCUAUGUGUCUAUGAACAGUGACGGGUCUAUGAGUCAUCAAAAACAUUUUAAAAGUGGGGAUACACAGACUAAUGUCAGCCAUGAAGUCCUUAACACGUUUAAAUCAAAUCUGAUGAAAAAGUUUGAGUGUCUGUAUGAGGGAACAGCAAAGCAGGGAAACCCAACACUCCUGAAUGAGAUCUACACAGAGCUCUACAUCACAGAGAGUGAGAGUGGAGAGAUCAGUAAUGAGCAUGAGGUGAGACAGAUUGAGAAACAAACCAGGAGAGCAGAAACAGAGGACACACCGAUCAAAUGCAGUGACAUCUUUAGACCUUUACCUGGACAAGACAAACCCAUCAGAACUGUGCUGACAAAGGGAGUCGCUGGCAUUGGAAAGACAGUCUCUGUGCAGAAGUUCAUCCUGGACUGGGCUGAAGGGAAAGAGAAUCAGGACAUCCAGCUCAUAUUUCCACUUCCUUUCAGAGAGCUCAAUCUGAUAAAGCACAAAACACUCAGUCUUUCAGAUCUUCUUCAUGUCUUUUUCCCUGAAACAAAAGAAAUGGAAAUAUCCAGUGAUGAAUAUAAAGUGUUGUUCAUCUUUGAUGGUCUGGAUGAGUGUCGCCUGUCUCUGGAUUUUCAGAGCAAUGUGAGGUUGUGUGAUGUAAGUGAAUCAGCCUCAGUGGACGUGCUGCUGACGAACCUCAUUGUGGGGAAUCUGAUUUCCUCUGCUCUCAUCUGGAUCACCUCCAGACCAGCAGCAGCUGAUCUCAUCCCCUCUGAGUGUGUCCAUCGAGUGACAGAAGUACGAGGCUUCAAUGAUCCACAGAAGGAGGAAUACUUCAGGAAGAGAAUCAGUGAUCAGAGUCUGGCCAAUACAGUCAUCUCACACCUGAAGUCAUCAAGGAGCCUCUACAUCAUGUGCCACAUCCCAGUGUUCUGCUGGAUCUCAGCCGCUGUUCUAGAGAAGAUGUUGAAUCAAGCAGAGAGUGGAGAGAUUCCCAAGACUCUCACUCAAAUGUACACACACUUCCUGAUCCUUCAGACCAACAUCAAAUAUGAGAAGGACUAUGAGAAGAACGUGACAGAUGAAGACAUGAUUCUCAAACUGGGGAAAGUGGCUUUUCAGCAGCUUGUGAAAGGCAAUCUCAUCUUCUAUGAGGAAGACCUGAGAGAGUGUGGCAUUGAUGUGACAGAAGCAUCAGUGUACUCAGGAUUGUGCACUCAGAUCUUCAGAGAGGAGUUUGGCUUGUAUCAGGGGAAAGUCUUCUGCUUUGUUCAUCUGAGCAUUCAGGAAUAUCUAUCAGCUUUAUACGUGCACCUCUCCUGUACAAACAACAACAUAAGUGACCAAAUCUUCAAAGAAAGAUCUGAAGAGUUUAACCUGAAUGAAAAUUGUUCAUCAGAACAAGUUUCAUUAUCUGAGCUGCAUCAAAAAGCUGUAGAUGAGGCUUUACAAAGUAAAAAUGGACAUCUGGAUCUUUUCCUGCGGUUUCUUCUGGGUCUGUCAGUGGAGUCUAAUCAGAUUCUCCUACAAGAACUAAUGAAACAGACAAGAAGCAGCUCUGACAACAAUAAGGAAACAAUUGAGUACAUCAGGAAUAAGAUCAGGACCAUUGACUCUCCAGAGCAAUCUAUCAAUCUGUUCCACUGUCUGAAUGAACUGGGUGACCAUUCACUAGAGAAAGAAAUAGAACAGUAUCUGACAUAUGGAACAAUAAAAGAAGCCAUACUCUCUUCAUCUCAGUGGUCAGCUGUAGUUUUUGUGUUGUUGACAUCAGAGAAGAAGCUGGAUGAGUUUAAGCUGAAUGAAUUUGUUGAAGGAUUCAGUAUAUCUGAAAAUGUGCGAGUUUUUCAGAAGCUGCUACCUCUGAUUAAGGAAUCCAGAUCAAUUCAGUUUAAUGAUUGUAAUAUCACAGAGGAAAGUUGUGCUGCUCUGGCUUCAGUUCUGAGAUCAAACCCCUCACACCUGAGACAUCUGAAUUUGUCUGGGAAUAAACUAGGAAAUUCUGUGAAUCUGCUCUCUGAUGUACUGAAGGAUCCUCGCUGUAAACUGGAGAAACUGUGGUUGUAUGAUUGUGGUAUCACAGAUGAAGGUUGUGCUGCUCUGGCCUCAGCUCUGAGAUCAAACCCCUCACACCUGAGAGAUCUGGAUCUGUCUGUGAAUGAACUAGGAGACUCAGUGAAUCUCCUCUCUGCUAUGCUGGAGGAUCCUUACUGUAAAUUGAAAAAGCUGUGGUUGAGUGAUUGUGGUCUCACAGGUGAAGGCUGUGCUACUCUGACUUCAGCUCUGAGAUCAAACCUCUCACACCUGAGUGACCUGAAUUUGUCUUGGAAUAAAAAAGUAAUUCCAAUGAAUCUACUCUCUGCUUUACUGGAGGAUCCUUACUGUAAACUAGAGAAACUGUGGUUGAGUGAUUGUGGUGUCACAGGUAAAGGUUGUGCUGCUCUGGCUUCAGCUCUGAGAUUGAACCCCUCACACCUGAGAGAACUGGAUCUGUCUCGGAAUAAUCUAGGAAAUUCAGUGAAUCUGCUCUCUGCUGUACUGGAGCAUUCUCAAUGUAAACUGGAAAUAUUGUGGUUGAAUAAUUGUGGUGUCACAGAUGAAGGUUGUGCUGCUCUAACUUCAGCUCUGAGGUCAAAUCCCUCACACCUGAGAGAACUGGAUCUGUCGAGGAAUAAACUAUGGAAUCCAGUGAAUUGGCUGUCUACUAUACUGUCUCCUCCUCACUGUGCUCCAUUUUCCAGGCUGUGUGCUCGUUGUACCACGGGGUCAGACUGUUUUCUUUCAUCUUCAGCAUCUUCAGCAAAGGAGCAACCAUAUCUAGAGUGCUAGAAAAGAGAGAUUCAAUAGUUUCUGUUACAUCAUCAAGUUUUUCUGAGCUAUUGGAUAUGCUGAGGAAUUCAGAUAAGUCAGGAAGAUUACUUACAAAGCCAUCUUUUGUGGUAGAAGUGAUGGUUCUACCAUACUUGUAAUAAGGAGUUGAAUUUACAGUUUUAGUUAUCUGGAGUAUACAGAUCUGAGAUAUCAUCGCUUUGUUGCAGAAUUUCAAUGCCAUUAACAUCAAUUCCGUGUGACAGUAUUAAAUCUACAGUAUGAUUUCGACAAUGAGUAGGUCCUGACACAUGUUGUCUAACCCUAAUAGAGUUCAGAAUGUCUAUAAAUGCUGAUCCCAGUGCAUCCUUUUUGUUAUCAACAUGAAUGUUAAAGUCACCCACUAUUAAGACUUCAUGUGCAGCACUAACACUAACAAGAAACUAACUCAGAUAGAAAAUCAGCAAAUUCUUUAAGAAAGUCUGUAUGGUGCCCUGGUGGCCUGUAUACAGUACAGUACAAAUGUCACAGGGGAUUUAUCAUUAACACUUGUUUCUCUGGAUAAUGUUAUAUGAAGCACCAUUACUUCAAACGAGUUAUACUUGAAGCCGUUCCCUGAGAAACACUGAAAAUAUUACUAUAAAUUGUAGAAACACCUCCCCCUUUACCUUUCAGACGCGGCUCAUGUUUAUAAUGGUAUUCUUGGGGGGUAGACUCGUUUAAAAUAAUGUAAUCAUCUGGUUUUAGCCAGGUUUCUGUCAAACAGAGUGCAUUUAGGUUAUGAUCAGUGAUCAUAUCAUUUACAAAAAGUGCUUUUGUAGAAAGAGACCUGAUAUUCAGUAAGCCAAGCUUUUAUCAUUUGUUUCUCUGUAUUAUAUAAAUUUUUUUAUUUGCUGAACAGGUUUUUUGUAUUUCUAGCUCGGGGAAUAGACACAGUCUCUAUAGUAUGAUAUCUAGAUGAAAGGGUCUCUAUGUGCUGAGAAUUAACUGAUUUCGGUGACGUGAGGUGGCUAGCAGACAGUCGGUUUAGCCAGUCUGUCUGCUUCCUGACCUGGGCCCCAGUUAGUCAAGUGCAAAGUCUAAGACUAUGUGCCAUAUUUCUAGAGAGAAGAGCGGAACCCUCCGCGUAUCUCGUCACCACGGUAAGCAGGGAGGGGACCAGAGCAAAUUAGAGUGUCUGACAUCAAGUUGCAAGUUCACACACAUCUUUAACAUUAUUUUUAGUGAUCUCCCACUGGCCGACACCUUUGCCAAGGUGUCAGGCACUCUGGCUCCCAGUAAGCAUUGGACUAUGGUGGCUGGUUUCUCUAUUUUCACGUUCCGUACAAUAGAAUCACCAAUAACUAGAGCACUUUCAUCAGGUUUCUCAGUGGGUGCAUCAAUGAGUGGGGAGAACCUGUUUGAUGUUCUGAUCGGAACGGAAGAGCUGUGUUUUGACCUGCGACUGUGCUGUCUCACAGUCACCCAAUUGCCCUGCUGCAUAGGCGAAGUAACCGGAACUGAACAAUGUACAGGACUCCCUGAGCUAGUCGCAUUCAAAGCUGUGUCUGAGGCCGUCACAUUCUUACUUUCCUCUAUUCUCCUGAAGUCUGGUGGUGUGACAAUUUCCCCAGUCUCACUAGCUGUUGCUCAUCGGUCAGAAAGCUGGUGAUCCACUGACAGGUAGAGCUAGGAACAGAGCACUGGGUUAAUUUGGUCUAGAGGAGUGUUGGGAUGAUGGUGUUGAAUAUCAGUCUGAAGUCCACAAACAGGAUCCUCAAAUAAGUCCC